Molecule: messenger RNA, 154 nt
Organism: Pelobates cultripes (western spadefoot toad)
Lineage: Eukaryota; Metazoa; Chordata; Amphibia; Anura; Pelobatidae
Source: the annotation of a GenBank genome assembly
AUGGAACAAAAACGCCGGCCCCACAGGGCCUCCCACGUGGCCAGCCAGAAAACCAUGACAAAUGCCUUUGAGGCCUGGUGGGACCAGGACUGGUUUACACCCGAAGCCCGGGAGACACAGAUCCAAGAGCCGCAAGAAGACCAAAAAACCCCAG